AGCGAUAGAAGCAAUGGCGGCUGCGGUUGAGAACCCUGAUGGGGGUGAGAUCGGUGGCGUCUAUCAGCACCACGCGCAGCAACCGAUAUGUGCAUCGCGCGCUAAGUAUCGUGAGGGGCGCAGGCCACGCGCGGUGAAGGUAUAUACUAUCAACUUAGAAUCUCGAUAUUUGCUAAUACAAGGAGUCCCUGCCUUGGGUGUUAUGAAGGAAUUAGUAGAGCAAUUUGCAUUAUAUGGCACCAUAGAAGAAUAUAAUCCUUUAGAUGACUAUCCAGCAGAAGAAUUUACAGAGGUUUACUUGAUCAAGUUUCAAAAAAUACAGAGUGCAAGGAUAGCCAAAAGAAAACUGGAUGAACGGAGUUUCUUUGGCAGUUUGCUGCAUGUGUGCUAUGCUCCAGAAUUUGAGAGUGUACAAGAGACCAGGGAGAAGCUACAAGAUAGAAGGAAAUAUAUAGCAAAAGUAAUUAGUAACAAAGAGCAACUACAGAUGAAGAACCGGGAUUCUAACACUAGUUUUCAAAAGAACAUUCAACUAAACACUUCCAGAUCUUGUAUGACUGAAGCAGCAACUAGUACCUGGAAUCCAACUGCACAUUUCCAUGGUCCUCAUCAAUCACCAUACUGUGAACUGUCAUUGAGAGGUGUAGCAUCUGCUUCAGGAGAGCAGUGUCAGAGUGUGUUAGCAGCACCUCUGUCAGUUGCUGACUGUACUAAAACAUCUGAGAGGACAGUAAUGACUCAGAAACUGCAGCAAGGAGAAUGUAACACGUCAGCAUGCAAAAGAAAACUUCCUUGUUAUAAUGGACUUGGCAGAUUCAUGCCCCGAACAACGCAGCUGCAGGAACGAAAGAGAAGACGCGACGAAGACCACAAACUUGCGCUUUUUGGAAGAGACAAUAGUGAGGAAAUAAUUAUUGGUCCAAAGCUGCCAGAAACACCUAAAAUAGACAUGGAUGAUGAAUCACUGAAUACCUCAGCAAACUUAAUUCGUAAUAAACUAAAAGAGAUUGUUGUCCCUGUUCAAACUCCUCACCUACAUGGACACAUCUCAGAAAAUAGUCAAACAGAGACAACGCUAAAGCAAAGAAGAAGAAUAUAAAGGGAGCAUCUUCUGUGAAUUUAACUUAAACAGAUAUGGUUCUAUUAGUUUACACAACAAAAUUGUAUGGCUUGAUCUGACUAUUAAACAAUUUAAAUAAGAA
Molecule: messenger RNA, 1202 nt
Organism: Varanus komodoensis (Komodo dragon)
Lineage: Eukaryota; Metazoa; Chordata; Lepidosauria; Squamata; Varanidae
Gene: RBM48
Product: RNA binding motif protein 48
Exons: 5
Coding region: 14-1099 (361 amino acids)
Cellular component (GO): nucleoplasm
Molecular function (GO): nucleic acid binding
Source: RefSeq, a predicted model, not a curated record